CCCCAGUGCAUUGUGGGCGCAGUCCGUUGUUCAUUUGCCUUUCGACCUCAGCGAGGGCCGUGCAGGGGGAGAGAUGUGUCCCUAGGCGCCGUCUGUUUCCUACACGCACACCGAACGGAGAGAAGCGAUUCCUGGAUACGGAGGGAGCUGGGGUUGCCCAGUAGCCGCUCGGUGACCGGAGGGGGGGGGGAUUGGUGCACUUCCCAGAAGCCCCCGCGCGGCGGUGCAGGCGCAACACAGACACCAGACGGGCGGCACGAGGCGGGACGCGUGGUGGCCCCCGGCAGGGUGAGGGAAGCCGUUAAACAUGGCGGAGAUGAACCGCAGGACUUUGGCCUUCCGGGGAGGCGGCCUGUCCACAGCGGGGACCCCCGCGAACAAUAACAACAACAAUGGCGUCGGCUCAGGGGUCUCGUCUGUGGAGGAAGCCGCGGCCUGGUCCAUGCGGCAGAUGAACGGAGGGGGAGCCGGCGGGGAAGAAGAGGUAGAAGUGGAGCUGGAGGCGGAGGGCCUGCUGGAGGAUGACGAGGAGGAGAAUGAGGCCUACCCCGGAGUGGUGCUCGGAAACCGACUGGAGCAGCGAGGAGCCGACACGGACGCCACUAAUACGGCUGCGGGGCAGGGCGCCUCGGUGAGUGGGGAAAGCAGCGACGAUGAGGAGGAGGAAGAAGAAGAGGACGACGAUGAGGAGGAGGAAGAGACCGUGGGCGGCGGGGAACAGGUAGACAAGGGGGAGCCGGGAGAGGAGGAGGAAGAGGACUGCGCUAUUCAGGGUGAUGGAACCCGGCGCUUUGGAAUUUUCCCGGCUGCCCGUUCCCAGUCCCUGCUGCCCAGUCUCCACUGCUCCUUCCAGGCCUCUUGGCUGCACGAGUUCCCAUGGCUGCAUUUCUGCCAGGAGAGCGGCCUCAUGUCCUGCGCCUGGUGCCACAGGGAGGCGGGAGAGAGUCCCGGCCAUGACGAGCUGACCAAGGGCACUCGCCACUACAAGAGGGCCGCGCUGCUCCGCCACAGCCUCACCGCCCGGCAUCGGAACAACGACCCAGAUGCUCAGGAGCCUGAAGUAAAGGAGGAAGCGCCCCAGUCGCUCAGUGACUACAGUACUAAGCCAAAUGAGAACUCCUACUGUUAUCAACUGCUGCAAGAAUUAAAUGAUCAGAGAAAGAAAGGGAUUUUUUGUGAUGUCAAUAUAGUGGUGAAUGGCAAAGUUUUCAGAGCUCAUAAGAAUAUCUUGGUUGCAGGCAGCCGCUUUUUUAAAACCUUAUACUGUUUUACAAACAAAGAGAGCCGUGACCAAACCACUGUUACUUAUUUAGACGUUGUUGCUGUUCAUGGCUUUUCAGUCCUUUUAGACUUUAUGUACUCUGGCAAUCUUGUGCUCACUAGCCAAAAUGCCAUUGAAGUGAUGACAGUUGCCAGCUACCUGCAGAUGACUGAAGUUGUUCAGUCCUGUCGAAAUUUCAUCAAAGAUGCCUUGAAUAUCAGUACAAAGUCAGAAGCUCCAGAAACCGUUGUGGUGAACUAUAAUAAAAGGAAAAGUAAAGAUGGGCACAGGGAUCCAAAAGUUGCAAGCUUCUGGGCAACCCACAAUCUCUCUAAUUUGGCGAGCAAUUCAAAGAUAGAUGAUGAGUUUAAUCUCGAUGAGACGCCAACUGAGAACUUUCAAGCUAAUGACUCUGCUUGGAUUCAAGAUAGUUCCCCUGAGGUGACAGAAAUCGAACCCCAAGCUCAGGGCAAGGUGUUUGUUUGGAACGACAUGGGUUCCAACUCCGUCGCUGUGCAAGAGCCGAGCAAGCCAAGAAGAAAAAACCAAACUACAAAACGAUUUGUUUAUAAUAUACCUCCAAACAAUGAACUUCAAGUGGAUGGUAACACAAUGAUGCAGCAGCCAGUUUCCUAUCCAGAGGAGGAUCUGCAGUGCUUUCAGGAUGGAGCAGGGACCUCAAAUGAAUUUAAAUUUGGAAUGUUCCCUGAAUCAUGGACAAGAGAGUCUUGGGAAAAUGGAGAUGCAUCAGCAGGGUUAAUGAAUAAGUUGAAAUGUCCCCAUUGCAAUUACGUAGCAAAAUAUAGGAGGACACUAAAAAGACACUUACUGAUUCACACUGGAGUAAGAUCUUUUAGUUGUGACAUCUGUGGAAAGAUGUUUACCCGAAGAGAACAUGUAAAAAGACAUUCCUUGGUGCAUAAAAAAGAUAAAAAAUAUAAGUGCAUGGUGUGCAAGAAGAUCUUCAUGCUUGCGGCCAGUGUAGGGAUUCGACACGGCUCUCGCCGCUACGGAGUUUGUGUGGACUGUGUGGAUAAAUCCCAGCCCGGGCUGCAAGAAGCAGGAAUUGAUCCAGUGGCAGAUGCAGAUUUUCCCAGAGAUGAAGAAUACGAUGACAAUGAUGCUGUAGAAGCAGUCGAUGGUGAUGAUGAUCUAGUGGAUGACGGUGAAGACCAGAAUGAUUCUCGGUGGUCAGAGCAAAACGACCAGUCCCACUGGGGAGAACAGAACAAUCCAUCUCAGUGGGAACGACCCAAACACCAGCCCCAAUGGGAUGAGUCAGGAGAUGUUUGUAUGACAAUAGAUGACUAAAUAAAAGGGUGCUUCAAGUGGACACAAAACUAAAACUUGUUUGCUGAAACAUAUUGGACUGAAGGGUUGCAAAAUAUGGUACUGUUCUGGACGGUGGCUGUUGCUGUGAAAACUGUAGGGGGUCAAAUCCUUAUAGCAAAACUUUUUUUUUUUUGUUUUCCUAUUGUUUUAAUAUUUGCACAGGACUAUACAGAAUCCAACCAUUUGGUUGAACUAUACAGAGUCCUCACAUCUCCAAUCAGUUAUCAAAGAAAUGUAUUUUUAUUUAUAGGAUAUAGCGACGUCCUAUCAAAGCAUAAAAAAAAACUACUAUUGUAAUGUUAUUCAUGUAUCGGAAGAGUUUGGUUAGAAUAUACAGAUAAGGUGAUGAAUCGAGAUAUGAAUGUGAUGUGACUACAGUAGCUGAGAAACCCUCGUUAGUUACUGGCACCUGCAAUUGCAAUUUACCAACGGAGCAUUCUGCAUCCUUGUUCUGAAAGGGACUGAUCCUCUUUUAGUUUGCUCCAAUGGGAACAGACUUGGCAUGGGCUACGUUAUGCAGCAUUAUUUAUAUGAAUAUUUAUAUUUUAUAUAUUUUGGUAUAGAAACCUUCUCCCUGUGGCUCCUAAAGAAGAUAUAAGUAGGCUCCUUAUCAUUUUGUAAAUGUAUCCACCAGUGGCCUUGAGCACUGCAUUGGUGUCAAGAAAACGGACUCUUGGAAGUGGGUAAACCUGCCGUUCAUAUUCUUAAGCAUCACCGUAGUGCAUCCCAUACAUGUCAUAGAACAGAAUGCAGCUGGCCACCAUUGGAAGAGAGCAGUCUUUUGCCAUUGUGGCCACCCAAAACUUGCUGACUUGCCAUUUCAGCUCUUGCUGGAGCAAACUUCUUCGUAUCAAUGCAUGGUUCCCCCAUAAAGCUAAGAUGCAGGCAAGCUUCUGAUAGGGUGUUGGGUGAGUGUUGAUUUUUUUUUUCUUUCUUCUAGAGUAUCUAUAAUGGUUGAAAAGGAUAAAUUAAAGUUAAUUUAAAAGAGCAGUGCUAGCUUUAUAUCACAUUUCCCCUCUGUAGAGUCCCCCCCCCUCUUUUUUUUUUUUUUUAAAUGAUUCACUUUUUUAAGUUAAAUUAUUAUAAUGAAUUUUUUUUUUUUAAAUCGCUUAUGUGUAAAUUCCUUCCUGGUUUUUUUUUUUUCCCAUCACAUGUUUGUUGAUGUCAUGAACUAGAGAAAGUUGCAUAUAGUUACUUAAUAGGGCAAUUUUAAAGAUGGAUUCGCCAUAAAUUGGAGGAUGCUGAACACCAGUAUUUCCAAUUACACCGAGGCUACAGCAUUUCUAUCUUUUUCGGAGAGAUCCCCCAAAGUUUUGCUGCUUUAAUUAUCAAUUGACGUUCUCUGUGGCCAUUAUGAAUAAUCCUGUGAUGGAAGCUCUUACAGUUAAUGUUGUGAGUAGCGUGAUAGAUUCCAUGCAUUUCUGAUCUCCCUACAGCUUAGUGCUUUUUAUACUGCCAUUUUUUCAGCAUACGUGGUUAGUUAAAAUUUCCCGGGUACCAUUCCUUAAUAUGAAUGCAUAAAAUAUAAAUUUCAGCCAACAGGACAGCUCAUAAUGUGAAUGGGUUAGGAUCCGUGUAGACCAAGGGGUUUUAUUUUUCUCUGUCCUGAGUAUUUCUCUUUUCAUUAAGGUUCUAUUCGAAUUUCAUUUUAAUCCUGGGAAGCUUUAACUAACGCUUUCUCUUCUCUGCGAGGAUUCAGGCACUUUCUUCAAAUUGAUUCGAUUUUGCCGUUUCAGUUCUCUGUUGAUCGUUACACCCAUUUCAUUUCCCAGGGUCUCUUAGAAAUAAAUGCUCCAUUUGGUGGUCACAGGCUACCAGUUACAUGGAUUUCCGGCAAACCUGUUCAAUGUCGGUAACCAUAUUUCCAACUUUGUAUCAUUUUCCCCCUGUUUUUAUAAAAAAAAAAAAAAGGUUUGAAUUAAAUUGUGCUAGCAAUUGGGAAUUUUAUGUCGACUGCCAGCCGAUUCUAAUUCAUGUUAAAUAAAUGCUUUGUUAUUGUCCCUUUUCUCUGUAGGAUUGUAGUAUAUACACAGAGAGAAUCAGCAGCUUUUAUUUAUUUAUUUCCAUUUGCAAUGGCAAGAGGAAAACCAAAUUCUUCAUUGUGGGGGUUUAAUGAAUUUUCUGCUUUAGCUUUUUUUUUUUUUGCUUUUUUUAAAACAUUGAAGGGGGAUUAAAUGUAGCCAUGGCACUGUUUUAAUUCCCUUCCUAAAAAUCAGCAUUUUCAGCCUAAAGCUUUGGUUCAGCAAUGUCUACCAGUGUGCAAAUGCUACCGUAGGCUCCUGAGGGAAAGAAGUUGCAAUCAUUUGCCUGUCCGUGAGCUUUCCUAACUGUCACUGCUGCUUUUAUGGCUCAGCAUUUUGCUGCUAGGUAAAGAAACAAAAGGCAAUUUAUAAUUUAUCUGUGUAUGGUGCAAACAGCCCCACUUAAUUAUGUUUAAUUUAAUAAUUGGAAUAUCAGGAAUUUUUGCUAACUGUAAUUUUUUGUUUUUUUUUGGAAAAGCUUAAUACCUCCUGAAAUUUCAAAAAUGUUAUAAGUAAUGUCUUUUUUUUUCUGGUGGGGUCCAAAGUAGGUUUAGUUUAUUAAAAGGUGAAAGAAACAGAGUAUUUUAAAUGUAAAAAAUGUAUGUUUUUGCUUUGUUAAUAUGUAAUUAGAGUAUAUGUCUUCUAUUCCAAUUCCCCUCCAUCUCCUCUCUUUCCUCUAAGAAUAGUUCCUUCCCCCUUGUAGACUUUCAAUAUAUACAUAUAUAUUCUAAUAUAUACAUUUCACAAAGAUUUGCUUUUAUUAGAAACAGACUCACUAAAUGCUUAGGAUCCGGACCUGGCUUUAAAUUCUAUUGUGCAUUACUUUUUUUCCACAAGAUAUAAACUUAUUUCUCUUGAAACUGAAUUCUUUUACUACUUCAAUCAUUUAUGUAUAUUCGAUAAAUUAUGACCAAAUGUGAUGUUAGAUUGCAUACAGUACAUUUAAAUAUACACUUGGUACACUA
This is a messenger RNA of Xenopus laevis (African clawed frog), 5579 nucleotides long. RefSeq names its product zinc finger and BTB domain containing 10 S homeolog (gene zbtb10.S). The record is from RefSeq and is a predicted model, not a curated record. The transcript has 5 exons. Gene Ontology annotation, cellular component: nucleus. Bases 308 to 2572 code for a protein of 754 amino acids. Gene Ontology annotation, molecular function: DNA-binding transcription factor activity, RNA polymerase II-specific; RNA polymerase II cis-regulatory region sequence-specific DNA binding. NCBI's taxonomy places the organism in Eukaryota, Metazoa, Chordata, Amphibia, Anura, Pipidae. Gene Ontology annotation, biological process: regulation of transcription by RNA polymerase II.